UUGUAAGCACUCCAUUUGCUUUAUAAAUACCUUAAAAGGUUCAGCCCACCCUCUCCUCCCUCACUCUUCCCUUUACCCUUCGAUUCCCGCCCCGCUCCGUUUGCUACUCCGGCAGCCAUGUCGGCUUAUUAUUACUCCUGUUUCCCAGAUAACUACGAAGCUCACUACCUCGAUUCCUGCUCCGUUUGCGGUAAAUCGCUUCGCAAUUCCGAUAUUUUCAUGUACAGAGGGAAUACGCCGUUUUGCAGCAAAGAGUGCAGACAAGAACAGAUGGAGGUCGAUGAGGCGAGGGAGAAGAGGUUGAAAUCCGGUAGAUCCCCGAGGAAAUCGGAUUCCAAGAGUUCCACGCCGCCGAACAAAACCGUACGGACGGGGAUCGUUACGGUGUCGUGACGAUGAUUGCUCGUGCGUUUUGAUUCCGUGGUGUAGAGUGAUUGGGUAGCGUCAAUUUUGGGGUCAGAAUGAGGAAACAAAAGCGUAAAACAAGAUGAUCUGAGG
Messenger RNA from Hibiscus syriacus, 498 nucleotides. Its product is annotated as FCS-Like Zinc finger 3-like. Gene Ontology annotation, molecular function: zinc ion binding. The record is from RefSeq and is a predicted model, not a curated record. The transcript has 2 exons. Lineage: Eukaryota; Viridiplantae; Streptophyta; Magnoliopsida; Malvales; Malvaceae. Bases 118 to 393 code for a protein of 91 amino acids. Gene Ontology annotation, biological process: regulation of DNA-templated transcription.